AUGAGGGUCAGGGGAGCUCUGCAGGCGGCAGCCGUGCUGGCCACAGCCCUCUGGGCGACACCCCUCGCCGCGAAGAAGAACGACCGGCCCACCUUCCACACGAAAGCGUUCGAGAACGCACCCAGGAGCCUCAACUACUUUCCCGACUCGGACACCGUCCUUUUCCAAGACCAAUCUGCCAACAAUGUCUACCUCUCCAGCGACCACGGCGUGAAGUGGGAGCGCGUGGAUGCCGUGCCCGAAGGCAAGGCCUGGAUGCUGUCUAUGCAUGGUUUCGACUCGAACCGCGCCUACAUCCUGACCGAAGGCACCACCCACUUUCGGACCAGCGACCGGGGAAAGACAUGGGAGAAGUUCAAGUCUGGCAUCCAGUUGAGCUUGUUCCGCCCCGACAUCCUGCGGUUCCACGCCAACGACCCCGACCGCAUCCUCUUCAACGGCAUGAUUUGUGAAGGCUUGGACUGCCAAGAGGUGGCCCAGUAUACUACCGACGGUUUCAAGACGCCUGCUAAGGAGCUGCGUAGGAAUACAGACGGUUGUUGGUGGGCCAAAUCUUCAGAUUUGUUUACCACGGGAGCCGAGGACCUGGACAACAACCGCGUGCUUUGUGUCGUUAGGGACUCGUUCUCCCCAUUCAAGCAGGACCAGCGCCUGUUGAUCUCGGACAACUUCUUCCGGACCUCGGACGACAGCAGCGACAUCCAAGAGUUCGAGCCCGACCUCGACAUGAACAAGCCGGUGCAGGGUGUGGUGAGCAUCGCAGUGGUGAAGAAGUACUUGCUCGUGGCGACCACCUCCAUGAACACGGACGAGAUGGCCCUCUUUAUCACCGGCGACACCAAGAAGUGGCACCGCGCCGUCUUCCCGGCGAACCACGAGGGCCACGACCACCGGGUCCUCCAGGAGGCUUACACUGCGCUGGAGAGCACCAACUACAGCAUACAGAUCGACGUCAUGACCACCCGGCCCUCCAAUCCCAUGGGUGUCAUGUUCACGAGCAACUCCAACGGCACGUAUUUCACCGAGAACGUUCCGCAUACUAACCGCAACGAGCGGGGUCAUGUCGAUUUCGAGAAGGUCACCGGGAUUCAAGGCGUUUUCCUCGUGAACAAGGUUGACAACUGGGAAGACGUCGCAAAGAAGGCGAGCACCAAGAAGAAGGUGGUGUCGGAAAUUACAUUCGAUGAUGGCCGCACCUUUGAGCCUGUGACGGCUGGCGACAAAAGGAUCCAUCUCCACUCGGUCACCGAGUUGAGCAACGUGGGCCCCGUUUUCUCAAGCCCCGCACCGGGCCUGCUCAUGGCGAUCGGUAACAGGGGCGACUACCUCAAGAAUUACUGGGAUGACGGCAACCUCUACGUCUCGGAUGAUGCGGGCAUGACCUGGAACAAGGCGCUGGAUGGCCCGCACAAGUACGAGUUCGGUGACCAGGGUUCCAUCCUCGUCGCUGUGCGGGACUCCAAGGAGGUCGACGUCAGCGAGAUCAGCUACUCGCUCGACCACGGACUCACCUGGACUAAGCAGGCCCUGCCCGACGAUCUCAAGAUUCGGCCCUACAUUCUCACGACCACGCAAGAAUCGGCCAGCCUCAAAUUCCUCCUUAUCGGCAUGGUGAAAGAGUCGCCGAGCUGGCAAGUCAUCUCCAUCGAUUUCGACGGCCUCCAUGAGGCCACUUGCAAGGAGGAUGAUAUGGAGGAGUGGUUUGCUCGGGUGGACAAGGACGGAAAGCCGACUUGCCUGAUGGGCCACACCCAAAGCUUCCCCCGCCGCAAGAAGAAGGCCGAAUGCUUCUUGAAGCAGGAGUUCAAACACCCCGUGUCAAAGACGGAGAACUGCGAGUGUACCGACAAAGACUACGAAUGUGACUUCAACUUUGCGAGGGAAGACGGCAAGUGCGUGGCCAAGGGCCCCAUCAUUCCGCCCGAAGGAGUGUGCCGCGACGCUAAGCCGGACGAUACCUUCAAGGGGACAUCGGGAUACCGCAAAAUUCUCGGAAACACAUGCAAGGAGACCAAGGAGAUGGAUGACAAGUACAAAGACGUCGAGAGGAAGUGCUCCGAGAUUGGUGGCGGCGGCGGUGGCAAGCCCUCGACCCCGGCGACGGAUAAGAUCGAGCAGAUUGAGAACGUCUUCGACAAGGACUGGGAUAGGUGGGAGAAGCAUUACCUGGAGCGGGGCGAGUCGAGCUCCAGUGAGGGCGAAACCAUCAUCAUGCGCGGACGGACAAAGUCGAAGCUCGGCCCUAUCUACGUGACGGAGAACCACGGCAAGGAAUGGCACGUCCCGAAGUACCUCAAGGAGGAAGAGAUCGUGCACAUCGUUCCGCACCAGUACUUCAAAGAUAUGGUCUUUUUUAUCACCACCGGAAAGAAGAUCAUCUACACCACCGACCGCGGCCGCACCUACCACAGCUUCAAGGCGCCCAACGAGCCUUCUGACGACGUGAUGCCCCUGUCCUUCCACCCGGACAAGAAGAACUGGCUGAUCUGGAACGGCAAGAAGUGCGAGAGCUCUGACGACUGCUUUGGCGUAGUCUCUUACUCCAAAGACGGCGGUGACCACUGGCAGACGGGUGGCAGCAUCUAUACCCGGCGUUGUGAGUUUACCGGCUCGCGCGCCUACAAGUAUCCCGGACGCAAGGAGGAACAGAUACUCUGCUUGAAGCACGAGAAGGAGAGCAAGGCCAAGGACAACCCGAUGGUGCUGAUCUCGACUAACGAUUGGUUCGACAACGAGGAGAUCCGCCAAAAGAAUGUGAGGGAGUUCGCUACCAUGGCCGAGUUCGUCGUCGUUGCCACCGAGAAUUCGGCCAACAAGACGUUGCAAGCCAGCGCGAGUCUUGACGGGGCGACUUUUGCGGACGCGCUGUUUCCCCACGGCUUCGUUGUCCCGCACCAGCAUAUCUACACGGUCCUCGACAGUUCGACGCACGCCGUCAACUUGUUUGUCGCUACCAGCAUGGACGGGAACCUCUGCAACUACGGUAGCAUUCUCAAGAGCAACUCCAACGGCACCUCGUACGUGGUCAGCGUGGGGAAUGUCAACUGCGACGAGGACUCUUACGUCGACUUCGACAAGAUCGCCGGCCUGGAAGGCGUUGCGCUGGUGAACGUGGUCGCCAACCCCGACGCCGAGAGCAGCGCCCCGAAGAGGCUGCAGACCAAGAUCACGCACAACGACGGUGCGCAGUGGGCGUACUUGUCGACGCCUCCCAACGACGAUAUCGGCAAGUUCCCUUGCCAGUCCAGCGGCGAUGAAAAGUGCGCCCUGCACUUGCACGGCUACACGGAACGCAGGCUCCGCGGCAAUACCUGGUACUCGUCGGAAAGCGCCGUCGGCAUCAUGGUUGCGUGGGGCAACGUCGGCGACAGCCUGGGCCCCCGCAAGGAUUCGGAUACCUUCAUGACUACCGACGCGGGCCUCACCUGGAAGCGGGUCAAGCAGGGGCAGUGGACCUGGGCGAUCGGCGAUCAGGGCGGCAUCAUCGUCCUCAUCCAGACCACGUCCGUGUCGCGGAAGAAGACCAAGAGCCUCGUCUACUCGCUCGACCAAGGCAAGACCUGGAAAGAGCACGAAUUUGCGUCCGACGAGGUCGAGGUGUGGGACGUGACCACGCUGCGGUCCGGCAGCUCGCAGAACUUUUUGCUCUGGGGCAAGGGCAGCAAGGGCCCCUUCACGCUGAAGCUGGACUUCUCGGGCUUCAGCGAGGACGUGUGCAAGGUCGACGACGACCCGGACAAGUCGGACUACUACCUCUGGUCGCCCAAACAUCCCAUGCAGCCCGACGGCUGCCUCUUCGGCCACGUCUCGCAGUACCUACGCAAGAAGUCGGACCGCAAGUGCUACAACGACUUUAAGCUGCAGCCGCUCUACGGCAAGGAGGACUGCAAGUGCACGCGAGAGGACUUUGAAUGCGACUACAACUACCAACUCGACCCCUUCGGCCAAUGCUCUCUCGUCCCGGGCCUCGAACCCGCCGACCCCUCCGCCUGGUGCAAGCAACACCCGGACGAGAUCGAAUACCACGAACCCACCGGCUACCGGCGCAUCCCCCUCACCACCUGUGUCGGCGGCCGCCAGCCCGACAAGGAAUCCCCCGUGCACGCGUGCGCCGGCCACGAGGAGGACUUUGAGCGCAAGCAUGCCGUGUCCGGGCUGGCGCUGUUCUUUGCCAUCACCGUCCCCUUUGCGCUGGCCGGCGCCGCCGGCUGGUAUGUCUGGCGGAAUUGGAACGGCAAGUUUGGCCAGAUUCGCCUCGGCGAUCAGGGCGCGGCUGUGUUUGAGGCCGACCGGCCCUGGGUCAGGUACCCGGUUAUUGUGCUCAGUGCGGUGGCGGCCGUGGUGGUGGCGUUGCCGGUGGUGGUGGGCGCUGUGUGGAGGAGUGUGAGCGGGUUGCUUGGGGGGAGGGGUGGUGCGGGUGGUGGUGAUGGGCGUGGGAGGUGGAGUCGGCUGGGUGGUGGGGGGGGGGGGGGGGGGAGGAGGUUUACGACGAGGGAUAGCUUUGCGAGGGGCGGGGAUUAUGCGGUGGUGGAUGAUGAUGAGGGCGAGUUGUUGGGGGAGGAUAGUGAUGAGGAGGUAUGA
Chaetomium globosum CBS 148.51 is the source of this 4581-nucleotide messenger RNA. RefSeq lists its product as uncharacterized. The transcript has 2 exons. Gene Ontology annotation, cellular component: Golgi apparatus; membrane. Gene Ontology annotation, molecular function: protein binding. The coding region runs from base 1 to 4581 and encodes 1526 amino acids. Gene Ontology annotation, biological process: Golgi to endosome transport; protein targeting to vacuole; Golgi to vacuole transport. The record is from RefSeq and is a predicted model, not a curated record. Lineage: Eukaryota; Fungi; Ascomycota; Sordariomycetes; Sordariales; Chaetomiaceae.